Balaenoptera musculus (blue whale) is the source of this 2740-nucleotide messenger RNA. RefSeq names its product spire type actin nucleation factor 2 (gene SPIRE2). Gene Ontology annotation, biological process: establishment of meiotic spindle localization; polar body extrusion after meiotic divisions; Golgi vesicle transport. Gene Ontology annotation, molecular function: actin binding. The record is from RefSeq and is a predicted model, not a curated record. The transcript has 13 exons. Gene Ontology annotation, cellular component: cytoplasmic vesicle membrane; cell cortex. Bases 74 to 2554 code for a protein of 826 amino acids. NCBI's taxonomy places the organism in Eukaryota, Metazoa, Chordata, Mammalia, Artiodactyla, Balaenopteridae.
CGCGGGCGCGUCGGCCCUGGCGCGGCUGUUAUGGAAACGGGCUGGGCGCGCAGGCGGCGAUGAUGGGGCGGCCAUGGCCCGGGCCGGCAGCUCCAGCGGCGACGCGGCCGCGGGCGAGCGGGCCGGGGGCGCUGGGCGGCCAGAGCCGUGGGAGCUGUCCCUGGAGGAGGUGCUGAAGGCGUACGAGCAGCCCAUCAACGAGGAGCAGGCGUGGGCCGUGUGCUUCCAGUGCUGCCGCGGGCUGCGGGGCGCGCCGGGCGGCCGGCGGCGCAUCCGGGACACAGCGGACAUCCUCCUGCGCAGGGACGGCUCGGUCAGCGCGCAGCGGGAGCCCGGCGGGGCAGAGUCCACAGCGAUGGUGUCACCGGCCAGCUCGGAAGCCCAGGUGGUUCAGUCGCUGGGCUUCGCCAUCUACCGCGCGCUGGACUGGGGCCUGGCAGAGCACGAGGAGCGCGAGCUCAGCCCGCAGCUGGAGCGGCUCAUCGACCUCAUGGCCAACAGCGACUGCGACGACGAUGGCGGUGGCGGGGCAGCCGACGAGGGCUACGGGGCCCCCGAAGAGGAGGAGGAGGCCGAGGGCGGCCCCCGCGCCGUGCGCACCUUCACGCAGGCCAUGCGCCUGUGCGCCGCGCGCCUGACCGAGCCCCGGGGCGCUCAGACCCACUACCAGGCCGUGUGCCGCGCACUCUUCGUGGAGACGCUGGAGCUGCGCGCCUUCCUCGCCAGGGUCCGGGAGGCCAAGGAGAUGCUGCAGAAGCUUCGGGAGGACGAGCCGCAGUCAGAGAAGCCCCUGAUGGAGCUCAACAGCCUGGGACGCACGGACUGGGCCCGACUCUGGGUCCAGCUCAUGCGGGAGCUCCGCCACGGGGUGAAGCUGAAGAAGGUGCAGGAGCAGGAGUUCAACACCCUGCCCACAGAGUUCCAGCUCACCCCCUUCGAGAUGCUGAUGCAGGACAUCCGCGCCAGGAACUACAAGCUGCGCAAGGUCAUGGUCAACGGGGACAUCCCUCCCAGGGUGAAGAAGGAUGCCCAUGAACUUAUCCUGGACUUCAUCCGCUCCCGGCCUCCGCUGAAGCAGGUCUCAGAGAGGAGGCUUCGCCCCUUACCCCAGAAACAGAGAACGCUGCACGAGAAGAUCCUGGAGGAGAUCAAGCAGGAACGCAGGCUGCGCCCCGUGGAGGGCAGGCACUGGGACGGGCGGGGUGAGCACGGGACACCCCCUCCCCUGCCCCUUGCCUCCCCUCCACCCCCCAACCCGUCCUGUCCUGUCCUGCCUCACCUGCUGCCUGCCCCAGGGUUCGGCUCUCUGCCCUGCAUCCUCAACACCUGCUCUGGGGACGUCAAGUCCAGCUCCUGCAUCAACCUAUCCGUCACGGAUGCCGGGAGUAGUGCCCAGCGCCCGCGGCCCCGAGUCCUGCUCAAGGCGCCCACGCUGGCUGAGAUGGAGGAGAUGAACAUAUCCGAGGAGGAAGAGUCGCCGUGUGCGGAGGUGACACUGAGGCGAGACCGCUCUUUCUCGGAGCACGACCUGGCCCAGCUCCGGAGCGAGGUGACCUCUGGCCUGCAGCCCCCUGGAGGCCUGGAGCCGGCUCGGCCGCGUGCGGGCAGCGUGCAGUCCUGGACGCCCAGCGCCCAGGAGCCGGGUUCUGUCAGCGUCCAGUCCCAGCCUGACCCCAGCUCCCCGCCACACAGUGACCUGGGCUCAGUCGACAGGCCUGGGGCCUCCAAGGCCCCAGACGCCAAUCACCAGUGGCUGGAGUUCAGCCACCCCGUGGAGAGCCUGGCUCUGACGGUGGAGGAGGUGAUGGACGUGCGCCGUGUGCUGGUGAAGGCCGAGAUGGAGAAGUUCCUGCAGAAUAAGGAGCUCUUCAGCAGUCUGAAGAAGGGGAAGAUUUGCUGCUGCUGCCGGACCAAGUUCCCACUGUUCUCCUGGCCGCCCACCUGUCUCUUUUGCAAGAGAGCUGUCUGCAGUUCCUGCAACAUAAAGAUGAAGAUGCCGUCUAAGAAGUUUGCACACAUCCCAGUGUACACGCUGGGCUUCGAGAGUCCUCAGAGGGUGUCAACCGCCAAAGCCCCGCCGGCGCAGAGAAGAGACGCCUUCCAGUGCGUGCCUGCCCUUGGUGACGUCCCUGUGGUGGGCAGGCAUCACAGUCACCUGGAAGCUGGGCGGGGGCCUGUGUGCUGGGGUGGGCUGGGGCUGAGAGGUCAGAGCCCAGGACCCAAAUUCCGCCCAAGGAAGAGCUGCUGCGGGAUGGACUUUGCUCUGCCUGCUGUGGGCGCGGGGGGAUGUGGAGACUCGGGAGGACCCCUGACGGCCCCGUCCUGCCCCAGACCCCUGCAGGGGCCCCACUGGCGGAGCGUGGAGGAGGAGUUCCCGCACAUCUACACCCACGGCUGCGUCCUGAAGGAUGUCUGCAGCGACUGCACCGGCUUUGUGGCGGACGUGGUGCGCUCCAGCCGCAGGAGUGUGGACGCCCUCAACACCACGCCCCGCCGCGCCCGCCACACCCAGUCCCUCUACAUCUCGAACACCUGGACACUCGACCUCAAGUGAUGGCUGUGGCCCCCUGGCCGCCCGGUCAGAGGCUUUUCGAGGUGCCUGGGUGACCAUGCUUCUGGGGAGGAGCCAGGCUAGUCCUGGACCAGGCGGAGAAGCCCCCGUCCUGGGGCACGGCGGCCCCCGGCCCUCGUGAUGUGCAUGUACAUAUAUACAUAUACAGAUACGUUUAUAUAAUAUAUA